Molecule: messenger RNA, 4133 nt
Organism: Neoarius graeffei (lesser salmon catfish)
Lineage: Eukaryota; Metazoa; Chordata; Actinopteri; Siluriformes; Ariidae
Exons: 16
Coding region: 1-3693 (1230 amino acids)
Cellular component (GO): nucleus
Molecular function (GO): exonuclease activity; nucleic acid binding
Source: RefSeq, a predicted model, not a curated record
AUGUUUCCUUCAGUUGGGCUUUUCUCUGAAAAUGACUGUCCUUUUCUCACUUUGGCCGGAUGUGAGCGACCUUACUGUCCCUACAAACACACCAAAGAAGGCAAUGGCACAGGUGUGCGUUCCGGAAGUGCGCACGCAACACCUGAAAAGGGUCAUGGCAAUCAUAACGCUGCUAGUAGAACCUUCCACAACCAGGAACAGAGCCACACUUGUCUUUCAGAGCUGGAAAGGAUCAACAAACAGAUUGAAGCAGUUAGAAAUGAAGUGGAGAAAGAACAAAAAAGACUGUCCCGCUACCAGUCCGAACAGGCUGAGAGUUCUGGUGUUGGCUCAGAAGAAUAUUAUGUGACCAGAAAAACUCCGUCAAAGGACCAGAAUGCAAACCAGCUGAAAUGUAAAAAGGCCACCGCUGCUGCCCACAAGUAUGUUCUUGAUCGAACCAAACCAAAAACUGAUCUAGAAUAUGACCCUUGUUCGAAUUUUUCUGCCGACCUGCGAUCUGGCAGCUCAACAGAUAAAAUGAAGUCAACCAAUAAAGCCGAUGUUGAACGUCAUCAACGGGACAAAGGAAAGGGUAAGAGUAUUUCUGCAGAUCCAGUUCCUGUUCCUUCUCACAAUUUUGAGGAUUCAGAUGAGGAAGGGGAACUAGUCAUUGACAUCCCACCUCUUGAAAAUGAUGGGGGCAACAGAUCUGGGACCGAAAGCUCAUUGGCCAGUGAAAAUGCAUAUUUUGUAAAGAGAGACCGGGAAUCAUCAGAAAUGGCCCAUUUUGAGACAGAUAUGCCAUUGAUUGAAAAGAGAGAAAAGAUUAGACCAGCAAAAAAGGGCAUGACUUGCAUCAAUGAACAACAGGUGUCACCAAAGUCCUUGUAUGAGGAGACUGAUGUGGUAAAACCAAGACACUCCAUGCUGCAAAGAGAAAAAAUGCCUUCUGAAGGCUUUGUUGCUGUCAGAAGUAUACCUACUGAAGGUGAACAAAAACCCUCUGUCUAUCCUGGGAUGGCCAACGAAGAACCUGAGUUAUCCAAGAAGACGAUGGAGAUUGCCUUGUCUGCAGAACAUAAUCAAGUGCUUCAUAAGAGCUUGAAACAAGACUUGGCUGCUUCCACGAAUGGCAAAUGCAAGGAGGAGAUCUUAAGCAAUGUGACUGAAAAUUCUCCACAAUUGUAUGAAAAUUCAAGGUCUUCACAAGUUUGCCAAUUGGAAAAACCUAUACUUGCAGCAGACAGUAUGAAUGCUGGUGUUGAUGAAGAGAAAACAGAAAAUAUUGAAAAUGUUCUAGACGAUAUUUCCAUUUGCCUGGACCACCUGAGGCGUGAAAGUGAAAAUAUUGCUUGCCGUCAAGAUGUAGAUGCUGUCCUCCCUGACACUACCCAUUCUGCUCCCAGUUGCUCAAAGAUGCAUGGAGAUCCUGCUUUACAGCCUGUCCUACAAAGACUGCCAAAGCAAACAGGACCUGAUGUACAACCAAAUAACUGGCUCUCGGGUCACGUUAAAAAAACGGACAACUUGCCCCUUAGACACUCAUCAGAGGUCCCACAAAAGACAUUGCAGGAUUACUUUCCUAUCACUUCCUCUUUCCCAGCCAUAACUAAGGAUCCUGGAUCUUUCCAAAACACUCCAACUUCUGUUGAAACAAAUUGGCCAUUUGCACAUAAAAUCCCAGCCGAACCUGUUCAAAAUGUACCUCUGUACGUUUCUGGAACCAACACCGCACCGGUUCCUUCUCUGCAUAUGGAGCCAAACCCAGCAUCUACAUCUACGGAUUUGACUGGGGGUCAGAUCCUGCAGAAACCACCUGCUCUGCUGGGUGCAACAGAUGGCCAGAUAACAGCUGACUCUAGUUCUUCAGAAGAGCUUAAUUAUUCAGACCUAGAACUUUCAGAGAGUGAUCCAAUGGAAGAGUGCUACAGAAUCUUUAUGGAAGCCAACAAGGCUGAAGAUUCCACCGUUCAAGGUGACAUGCCAGAAGAGGUUUCAAAGAUGUCUGAGGCUGAGACGGUCGAGGCCGAAAUGGUCAAGCCAGCUCCUGCUCAGAAAAAGAGAGUAGCCCAUGUAGCAAAGUUUGAGGUCAAUAAGGGCAAAGCACAGGUCAUCGUGCCCUUUAGAGAUGGUGGUUCUCAGCUGCCCAUGGCCACCCGGAUUCAGCAGUGCCAGAAGCGAGCAACAUCUCUUACAGCAGCAGUGAAAGGGUGUCAAUCCUUUAUUGCAGCCAAUGCACCCAAGCGAGUCCUCACACCGACUGUCAUUCAUACAACUGCUGUGCCAAACAACUGUGUGAAUAUCCUCCCGGUUGGAGCAACCUUGCGAAUCGGCCCAAACCUGCACCUGAUUGUCCCCGAAGGGAGCUGUGCUUUACCGGUCACGCUAAUUCCUGCUGCUGCUGCUGCUGUGCCUAUAGCACGUCCAGUCCAUCAGCCAGUCUCAAACCCACAGCCUGUACAACUAACCAAUUACACACCUGCUAAGGCGAUUCCCACCAAGCGCAAAGCAAAAGGGCAUGCUGAGGUUGGCGUAAAAGUUCCUCAUGAUGUGCGGCAGCGGUACGUAAAUCUGUUCGUGGAGGAGUUCCUGAAAACAUCCGCCACUGUGCAAGAUGCCUUUGAAAAGGCACUAGCAGAAGAGAAGACCGUGUUUGAUCGCAGCAUCAAUAAACUGAAGUAUCUCAGCAUAGCAGUGAAUGCACUCAAGAGGCUUAAAAAUCAAAAUGCAGCUCCUGCCAAAUUUUCCGGUGAAAGAGAUGCCCAAGCGUCUAGAGGAAAUGUGCCACUCAAUACUCAAGUACUCCUGCAAAAUGGUGACCCCACACUCUACAAUCAGCUGAAGGAGCAUGUUCUAACCAAGGCCCUGUUGAGGGAGAAUAACUAUCCUCACAAACACCCUGAUAAAGCUGGCUUUGCCAUUCUGUAUGGAGACACCAAAAAGGGCAGCGCUGACGUUUCCAGGAGAAUCUGUUGCCGCUGUGGAACUUCUUUCUCCAUUAGCCAGACAGGAAAGCACACUCGCAAAGAAGAAUGCAACUAUCAUUAUGGGAAAGUCCUGGAAAAUAGAGUUCCAGGAGGAGUGGAGAGGCGCUAUAGCUGCUGCGAGAAUGCAGUCGGGUCACCUGGGUGCCAAGUGUUCAAGCUCCAUGUCCAUGAUGCAGGGAGUCUCCAAGGCUUUGUAAGUUGCCUCCCUCAGACUCAUACGGGCUGCCCAGGGAUUUAUGCCAUUGAUACUGAAAUGUGCUAUACCACUCAGGGUCUGGAACUGGUGCGAGUCACGGUGGUGAACAGCAGUCUGCAGGUCAUCUAUGACACCUUUGUUAAGCCAACUAAUGAGGUCAUUGACUACAACACCAGGUUCUCAGGAGUCAGCGAGGAGGAUGUGAAGAACAGCAGCUCAUCUUUGCGAGAUGUACAAGCUGUGCUUUUGAGCUUCAUAAGCGAGGAAACAAUUUUGGUUGGGCAUGAAUUGGAGAAUGAUCUCUGUGCUCUGAAACUUAUCCACAGCAUGGUGGUCGACACAUCCGUGGUGUUCCCCCAUCGCCUGGGUCUGCCGCACAAGCUAGAGCUCAGAAGCUUGACAGCUGAGUAUCUGAGGAAGAUAAUCCAAGAGAGCGUGGAGGGACACGACACCCAAGAGGAUGCGAGGGCGUGCAUGGAGCUCAUGCUGUGGAAGGUGAAAGAGGAUGCUAAAGGGAAGAGAUGGUGACCUCCUGAAGAAGAAAUCUCAUCAUUGCUCUAACAUGCACUGCUGUACAAUUCUAACAUUUGCUUUAUAACAAUCUUCACCUGCUGUCUUGCUGGGAACGUAAGCGUAGAAGUGAUGAAUUGCUUCCUCAUAUACCUAAUAAUUUUUACUCCUUCCUUCAUUUUGUUGAUUAUUCAUUUUCAGAAAACAGGGUACCUUUCUUUGUUCCCGAGGCAGUACUCUUAUUCUUUGUACAGUUUAAUAUGUAUAUUUUCAGCUGGAAAUAUGGAAAUAAUGAUACCUUUUUAAAGUGUCCCGAAAUGACUGAAGGUACAAAAUUUGACUAAUUAAUCUUUUGGAGUAAAAUAUAAAUAUUAAAUGUACAAAAGGUGUACAGUUAACAGGACCACUUCAGCAACAAGGAAAAGUACGGGGUUUUUUUGUGGUUUUUUUUUUUUUUU